CAGGCAGUCGAGGUUGCAGCAGGCAGAGGGAGACGGUGGAAGGAAGGUAAAGCAGGGAAGGCAGCAUCAUGGCGGACAGAGACAGCGGCAGUGACCACGGAGGGCCUACCGCAGGCCCUGGCUCGCUGCCGCCGGGUGCGAUGGGAGCCAUGUCCCGGCUGCAGCACGACACCGAGGAGCUCGCUUCCAAGCGGGUCGACAUCCAGAACAAGCGAUUCUACCUUGACGUCAAGCAGAAUGUUAAAGGACGCUUCCUAAAGAUAGCCGAGGUCGGCGCGGGGGGGAACAAGAGCCGCCUCACGCUCUCCAUGUCGGUGGCCGUGGAGUUCCGCGACUAUCUCGGCGACUUUAUCGAACAUUACGCCCAGCUGGGCCCGAGCAACCCCGACUUGGUGCAGGAUGAGCCCCGGCGGGCGCUCAAGAGCGAGUUCUUGGUGCGGGAGAAUCGGAAAUAUUACAUGGAUCUGAAGGAGAACCAGAGGGGGCGGUUCCUGAGGAUCCGGCAGACCGUUAAUCGGGGGCCCGGACUGGGAAGCUCGCAAGGCCAAACCAUCGCUCUGCCGGCGCAGGGGCUCAUCGAGUUCCGCGACGCUUUGGCCAAACUCAUCGACGACUACGGCGUGGACGAGGAGCCGGCCGAGCUCCCGGAGGGCACCUCGCUCACGGUGGACAACAAGCGCUUCUUCUUCGACGUGGGCUCGAACAAGUACGGCGUGUUUAUGCGUGUCAGCGAGGUGAAGCCCACCUACCGGAACUCCAUCACGGUUCCGUGCAAAGUGUGGUCCAAAUUCGGCAACACUUUCUGUAAAUACGCGGAGGAGAUGCGGAAGAUCCAGGAGAGGAGUCGAGAGAAACGGGCCUCAGAACUGCUACCUGAGGGCCCGCACGGCGCCGAUGACGACGGCGACGACGACUGACUUGACUCGUCGGGGACUGGACGCCAAACAAAACUGAGAACUCGUCGACGAAAUGAGACUUUCAGUGUCAACUAGAAGUUCUGUAAAGCUUGGAAGAGUGUCCGGGAUUUGUAGCCUAGCAUGAACAACCCUCCAGUCCUUUAUUCCGCUCCAUACGCACUCAAUGUGGACAUGGCUUGUGUUCACUUUUGGGUCUUACACACACGCAUGUACACAGCCCCCCCACCCCCCACCCCCCACUCCCCCGCUGAGGCCUCACGUUGCUUUUGGAGUGUUUGAGAGGCCUGUACAGUAUUUCCAAGAAGGCCUCCUCUCACUAGAAGUGCUUGGGGACUGAGCGUGACCCCUUCCUCACCUUAGACCACUGAUCACAGGACAUACAAAUUCAACAUGUUCAUCAGUUUCACUCGAGCCAGUUCACUGAAAAGCCAGACGUUGACCGCUCGGGCCCGUUAUGAAACGUACUCGAAAUCAUUUUUGAGAAAGGUCGAAGGUUUGUCUCUUGAGUGUUGGUGAAAUGCCUGAAGAAGCUUGGCACUGCACUGCAAGGGCUCGACACCCCCGAGCUACCAGGAUGGGUACCAGUGAUCACCUGGGGACAAAAUUCUGUCAUGACGAGUAGUUUAUUCCUCACAUUGGGUUAUGAUUUGAACAAACUAGUACUUAAACGGUAACUGUGACGGGAAGUCAUUUUCCGGAAGGGGAAAUACAACAAUUUCGGUAAAAGUUCCUUGGCCAGAUAUGAGAGUCCGAGCUUAACCAAUGAAACGCACCCAUUGUUCUGUUUUGUUACUAACAUCAGCUGACGGCAUCUGAUUGUUCCACCGAUUCAGAGCAACCUUGCACCCUUUUGUUGUGUCCUCCGUUCCCGCGGACCUGAUUGGAAAUCGCCAGUUGGAUUUUGUGUUUUUGGUUUGUUGGCUGGUGCAGGCAGCAUUGUUUUGGUUGUUCAUGCCGUAAUAGUCAUCGUUAGCUACCAUUUUUGUAGGUGGUGGGGGGUCUGUUGACAACACUUUUUGCAAAUGUGAUGUUUAUGACAUCGGGAGUGUCCAUGACCAUGUCCCAAAGCCAGUCUUUUUCAAAUCAACAAGUUUUUAAUGUUAGCAAAGUGCAACGUGCGCACAUUGAUGACAUCGAACGGCAACGUUCCAUGAAAUGUGGGCGGUGGCCUUCCUUUUACCAAACUGGACCACAAACAAAACUUCCACUUCCUGAUUUGAAAUGUCUCUCAUUGGCCAUGUGGAGUUCCUGGUUAACCACACAGCCAAUAGUAGCCUCCGGUCACAUGACUCCACACGAACCACACGCAGAGUAGCUCGUUCGGCUCCGUCUUCUGUUUGCCCUCGCUGCAACUGUCUGGCCCGAAACUGGCAACGCUGUAUCGGCUACUGUUGCGUACACGUGUUGGGAAGGGAAGUGAGUCCCGGAUUUUAGGGGGCCCAGGGUGGGCGGAAGGGGGUGUCAAGGUGUCAAUGCACAAUGAACAUAUCGCAUGUCACCAAUUGGUCUGAAGCCCUUUACCAUUCCAUAUUAGAUAUGUUGUACCUUUUGAAAAUAUUUUAUCCGUGCCGUGUGCGUG
This is a messenger RNA of Syngnathoides biaculeatus (alligator pipefish), 2496 nucleotides long. RefSeq names its product purine-rich element binding protein Ab (gene purab). Lineage: Eukaryota; Metazoa; Chordata; Actinopteri; Syngnathiformes; Syngnathidae. The transcript has 2 exons. Gene Ontology annotation, biological process: regulation of transcription by RNA polymerase II. Gene Ontology annotation, cellular component: nucleus. Gene Ontology annotation, molecular function: purine-rich negative regulatory element binding; DNA-binding transcription factor activity, RNA polymerase II-specific; RNA polymerase II transcription regulatory region sequence-specific DNA binding. The record is from RefSeq and is a predicted model, not a curated record. Bases 69 to 917 code for a protein of 282 amino acids.